GGAGCAGGAAGAGAGCCGCAUACGGGCCUCGGCGAGCAGCUCCCGCGGGGCGGCCAGAGCCUGCUCCGCCCGCACGGCUCGGCCCGGCCCGGCUCGGCACGGCGCGGCCCGCUCCGCUCGCUCGGACCGCACGGCCCGCCUUUUGCAUCGAAGAUGGCGGGUGGCGUGGACGGCCCCAUCGGGAUCCCGUUCCCCGAUCACAGCAGCGACAUCCUCAGCAGCCUCAAUGAGCAGAGAAACAACGGGCUGUUGUGCGACGUGGUCAUCCUGGUGGAAGGCCAGGAGUUCCCCACCCACCGCUCCGUCCUGGCGGCCUGCAGCCAGUACUUCAAGAAGCUCUUCACCUCAGGGUUAGUGGUGGACCAGCAAAACGUGUAUGAGAUAGACUUUGUGAGCGCAGACGCCUUGUCGGCUCUGCUGGAGUUCGCUUACACCGCGACCCUUACCGUCAGCACUUCAAACGUCAACGACAUCCUCAACGCCGCCACCCUGCUGGAGAUCCCGGCGGUGAGGGAUGUUUGCACGGAUCUCCUGGACAGGAAGAUUCUGGCCAAAAAUGACCAGAUGGAUACAGUAGAUCAAAUUGAUCAAAGGAACCAUCUCAGAGCAAAAGAGUACCUGGAGUUCUUCCAGAGCAACCCCGUCAAUGGCCAUCAAGGCAGCUUUCCGUGGACCAACCCAGAGUUGAGAGACCUUCAGAGACUGAACUUCCGAGGCCAAGAGGAGGAGGAGGAGCCGGACUGCAAUGGCAUGGACUUGUACUCGCAAGCCCCCCUAAACGAAAGACCAAAGGCGAAUGACUGUGAUCCUGACAGCAACCCAGCCAUGUGGCUGGACAGAGAGGAGGAGGAGGCGGCGCCUGGCUCCAUGUUUUCCCCUUCUCAGAAUGGACAUUACAGCAGCCGUGGCCUGGCCACGCCGGGAGAAGAGGAGGGCACCCCGGGGGGCCCUCUGGACCAGCAGGAAGCCGGUGACUCCCCCAGCUUCGUUCCUGCUGGAGCGGAGACGGAGGAUGAUGGAAGGGAGGUGGAUGGGAUGGCUGCGAGCGCCCUGCUGCAGCAGAUGAUGAAUUCCGUGGGGAGGCAGCAGCUCGGGGAGGACGACCGCAAGGAUGACGAUGGGGUCAUGGAUUAUUACUUGAAAUACUUCGGCAGUUCGAACGAGGGCGAUGUCUACCCCUCCUGGUCCCAGAAGGUGGAGAAGAAGAUCAGGGCCAAAGCAUUCCAGAAGUGCCCCAUCUGCGAGAAGGUGAUCCAAGGAGCGGGCAAGCUGCCGCGCCACAUCCGCACCCACACCGGCGAGAAGCCCUACGAGUGCAACAUCUGCAAAGUCCGAUUCACCAGGCAGGACAAGCUGAAGGUUCACAUGCGGAAGCACACGGGGGAGAAGCCGUACUUGUGCCAGCAAUGCGGCGCCGCCUUCGCUCACAACUACGACUUGAAGAACCACAUGCGCGUGCACACCGGCCUGCGGCCCUACCAGUGCGAGAGCUGCUUCAAGACUUUCGUCCGCUCCGACCACUUGCACAGGCACCUUAAAAAAGAUGGAUGCAACGGGAUUCCAUCCCGCAGGGGCCGCAAGCCCCGGGUGAGGGAUGCGGGGGCUCUGCCCAGCACCCCGCCGGGGAGCGCCGAGGAUGGGAGCUUCCCAACGGGGGGGGAGAGUCAGGAAUCAGAGGACACCCAGCAGAGGAACGGCCCCGAGCAGCAGCACUUUGAGGAGCAUUCGGCUACCGAAGCGUCGGGAUUGAAUGUAGCAGGAGGGUCGGCUGAGGGUAACACGCAAGGACUCUCCUAAACCAAAAACAUAGCAGAAAGCAUCACAAGAAAAACCAGAAAACAACCCCUUCUAGU
Neopsephotus bourkii (Bourke's parrot) is the source of this 1853-nucleotide messenger RNA. RefSeq names its product zinc finger and BTB domain containing 7A (gene ZBTB7A). Gene Ontology annotation, biological process: regulation of transcription by RNA polymerase II. Gene Ontology annotation, molecular function: DNA-binding transcription factor activity, RNA polymerase II-specific; protein binding; RNA polymerase II cis-regulatory region sequence-specific DNA binding. The record is from RefSeq and is a predicted model, not a curated record. NCBI's taxonomy places the organism in Eukaryota, Metazoa, Chordata, Aves, Psittaciformes, Psittacidae. The transcript is spliced from 3 exons. The coding region runs from base 154 to 1797 and encodes 547 amino acids.